This is a messenger RNA of Acanthochromis polyacanthus (spiny chromis), 760 nucleotides long. RefSeq names its product stress-associated endoplasmic reticulum protein family member 2 (gene serp2). The transcript has 3 exons. Gene Ontology annotation, biological process: endoplasmic reticulum unfolded protein response. Bases 119 to 316 code for a protein of 65 amino acids. The record is from RefSeq and is a predicted model, not a curated record. Gene Ontology annotation, cellular component: endoplasmic reticulum. Lineage: Eukaryota; Metazoa; Chordata; Actinopteri; Pomacentridae.
UUUGAUCGCUCCGCAGCAGCGGAAACUUGACGCGGGGUUGCUGUCGUCAGCCUGCAGCAUCAGAAAAUAACAGGCUAAACAGAGGCAUUUAUCCCGGGUUUUAUCCUCGCUGUGGAAGAUGGUGGCUAAACAGAGGAUCCGCAUGGCCAACGAGAAACACAGCAAGAACAUCACUCAGAGAGGAAACGUGGCCAAGACGCUGCGACCGCAAGAGGAGAAGUAUCCUGUGGGUCCCUGGCUGCUCGCCCUCUUUGUAUUUGUUGUGUGCGGAUCAGCCAUAUUUCAGAUCAUCCAGAGCAUCCGUAUGGGGAUGUGAUCCAGAGGGAGACUCUGGACCCCCGUCCCCCCUCAUGCCCUCACUGAGCCCGGCUAGCCCGCUCCUGCACACUCGCGACCCUCCUCCAGCCACGUCCAGAGGCCCAGAGACUGAUGCCAGACCUCGGAGAGAGAAGCUUCCCCCGUUCGCCGCCUCCACCACCAUCCUCCUCUACGGACAUGCCCCUGCCCUCAAUCAGUGUUUACAGUGUUGCAGUCUGUGGUACUGACAGCUUUUCUAUGAACAGUCUAAAACCACACCGGCUGGAGAACAAUGUGUGUUUCAUUAUUCACUUUGGCACCUGUGUGUGAGUGUGUGCGCGUGUGUGUGUGUGAGACUGUGCGGCCAGUGAUUCCUGCUAACAACGUGCCAUAUUUGUCUAUUUCACUGUUGGUCUGUGCUGUGUGAGAAGAAUGUUUUUUUCAAAUAAAUGUUGAGCAUUUA